This is a messenger RNA of Mizuhopecten yessoensis (Yesso scallop), 1303 nucleotides long. RefSeq lists its product as uncharacterized. NCBI's taxonomy places the organism in Eukaryota, Metazoa, Mollusca, Bivalvia, Pectinida, Pectinidae. Bases 56 to 799 code for a protein of 247 amino acids. The transcript has 6 exons. The record is from RefSeq and is a predicted model, not a curated record.
GCGAGCUGCUGGUGUGACGUGUCCCACUGGAAAAGAACGAGUCGUCCGUUUCAAGAUGGAGAAGAUGAACAUGCUUUGUUUCACCAUUAUGCUGAUAGGGUGCUUUUCUGAAGUGAUCUCAGAAUCGAAUUCGGCAACAGAUUUAUGGAAAAGACAUUCUGAAGCAGCCCAAAAGCUCCCGAAAUUGUUCCGAAGGGACGAGGACGAGUAUGACCAAUGUAAGUCCGCGCUGAUGUGUAUAACUGAUUUUAAUCUCAUCAUAGCUCAUGGUGACAUUUCCCGAGGCCUGUUUUUCAGCACAUCCCGAUUUAACGAGAUAUGCAAGAUGGCCAAUGAAUAUUUGACAUGCUACGAGUAUGCUGCGCUUGAGUUCGAGUGUGGUUUCCAAUCUACACUGUAUGCAAAUUUAUCAAGAGCAGCACUGACGUCCUUUUGUGAAAUGCCAGGGAAAUCUGAGCUACCGUCGUUGGUGGAAUGUUUCAACAAACGUUAUAUACAGACGUUUGUAUACGGGGAAUCCAGGGAAACGUAUGGGAAAUGGCUGGCGUAUGAUGAAGUGAAUAUGAAUGCAGAAGAAAAGAGGGAAAAAGUGUGCAGGUCAGAAGGUGAAAUGAUUUAUAGGAGCAUGGACGAAAUUGGCGUGAUGUGUGGAUCAGACGAAUUAACGUUUCUCUGCAAUAUACUGUCAGACACAACGACCAUGGUCGCUAUAUCAAGUAUCUUAGGCGGGGAGAUCUGUCCCGCUGAAAUAUACAGCCUCUGCCGUCAUAGUCGUAAUUAUAAUGUGUGGAACUAUUGACAGUUCGUAGAAAGAAGAAAACAUCUCGGAUGUGCUCGCCAUUGCGAUUUGUAACCACCCUGCCAUGGCCAGUUCAACUUCAGGAGUGUUCCGUUGAAGAUUACAUGUGAUGCAUUUGUCAAUAUACCGAAGCAUUCAUUUAUAAAAUGUAAUCAUAUCCCAAAAUAAAACCACACGCAAUGUAAUAUUUUGUUAAACAAAACAUCAUUCAACACACUGUCGGUAUCUUAACGAGAACUUCAUAUAUCGCUGCAGGGCAGUACUUGUCCUGUUGACUUGUCCGCCAUCUUCGAAGUCACUGAUCAAGGCAUUUUUCCAAGAUUCCAAAUUACUCCAAUAAAGUAACGGUGAUAUCCUCUGCUGGAUCUAGUCCUAUCGAAGCAACUGGUAACAAAUUCUUCCCAUAGGGAUGACCACAUUUGACAACACGACCUCGGAUUUGCAGUUCCACAGGAAUAAUUAAGUACUAAGUCAAAAAAGUGUCUUAAAUUAUAUUCUAAAACU